CUUUCAGUAUCACUGUAGCUAAAAAGAACAAACUGAUGAAAGCAAGCUAAUGUUGUGCGUUAAACUUCUUGAAAAGAAGGUAGUCAAAUAUAGCAGUGCGUGGAACACAAGUAUAAAUGAUUCGAAUUGAAUUGUUAAAAAAUUUUACUUAAAGAAUUGAAAAAUCCUUCGUAUUUUGUAAGAAUGUGGCAUCGACAGUAUCUUUCUAGAGGGAGGUCCGCCGGUCAACGAGCUAUUAGGGAAGAAGAACGCACGCAAUCAUCUUAUUCUGGACAAGAAAGGACUCCAAUACGUGGCAAAAAACGUGGACAUCCUCCUGGACUCAGAGGAAAAGAAAUAGGACUGUAUUAUAGAGAUAGAAAUAGGGAGAAAGCAAAACAUGCAAAUGAAAAUAGCCCAGUUCUCAAGUUAUCCUCUUAUUUGAGUGACAGAAUUAAAACCAUUUUAAAUAUUUCAAAACUUUCCUGUGAAUCUCCCUCAGAUGCCGAUGAAAAGCCGGAGUCUCAAAACAAUUAUCGUCACAUCUCUGAUUCUCAAUUCAAGAGGAAAUUUUUAGAAAUCGUAAAUGGUAAUAUUCAGUCCAAUAUCGCCAUGGCUUUGAAUAUGGAAUCCAAAUUGCAGAGGACUUGCUACUUAGAUAAAGCAUUACAAGCCGAAUAUGAUGAUAAGCAAGAUCAAACUGAGUAUAAAAACAUGUUGAAAUUUCGAUCGAAGUUACCAGCUUACCAGAAAAGAUCGGAAAUAUUACAGUUAAUUCAAGAUAAUCAAGUUGUUGUUAUUAGUGGAGAAACUGGAUGUGGUAAAACAACACAGGUUGCACAGUUUAUACUGGACGAUCAGUUAAAAGCUGGAAAUGGUAGCGUUACUCGAAUAGUUUGCACACAACCUAGGAGGAUUUCUGCUAUUUCUGUUGCUGAACGUGUCGCCGCGGAAAGAGCAGAGAGACUUGGGAAAUCCGUCGGCUAUCAGAUACGACUUGAAAAAGUCGCAGCGCGAGAGCAAGGCAGCAUAUUAUUUUGCACCACCGGUGUAUUAUUACAAUUCAUGAAAACCGAUCCAGCGUUGAGAAAUUUUUCUCACGUGAUAUUGGACGAGAUUCAUGAACGUUCCACGGAAAGUGAUUUCGUCAUCACAUUAUUGAAACAAGUUAUCCCGAAAAGAUCAGACUUGAAACUUCUCCUGAUGAGCGCGACAUUGAAUUCUGAAAGAUUUUCAACAUAUUAUAAUAGAUGUCCAAUGAUACACAUACCAGGAUUCACUUAUCCAGUAGAAGAAUUUUAUUUAGAAGAUAUUUUAUCGUUCAUUGACUUUAAAUUUAAAGAGCCAAAACCAGAACCUGUAGGUUAUAAGAGACAUUUGAAAAGAUAUAAAGAAUUGCAAAAUAAAAAGGAUGAAUUUAUGGAUAUGAUACAGCCUUACACCAGGCAACUUAUAACUGAGAAAAAAUACUCAAGACAAGUUAUUGAUCAAAUACGGAAUUCGAGUAGUGAGGAACUUUCGUUGGAACUUAUAGAAAGAUUAGUUCGACACAUCUGUUAUACAAAAGGUCCGGGAGCUAUUCUUAUUUUUCUACCUGGUAUGAUGGAUAUAAUAACGUUAAAUAGAAUGAUGGUAGGAUCCAGGCACUAUCCCGAUCGCAACUACAUCAUCUAUCCGCUUCACUCGCGCAUGCCAACGGUCGAUCAGAAACUUAUAUUUCAAGAACCGCCUAAUGGCAUUCGUAAAAUAAUUAUUGCCACGUCGAUCGCCGAGACGUCGAUAACCAUAGAGGACGUGGUGUACGUGAUCGAUUGCGGGAAAAUGAAACUCGGCAGAUUCGACGUGGAUAAAAAUAUUCAGACCUUAGAACCCGAGUGGGUGUCUUUAGCUAAUGCCAAACAAAGGCGCGGCAGGGCGGGCAGGGUUAAGAGCGGGGAGUGUUAUCAUAUGUAUACGAGAGCGCGGGAAAUGUUGCUCGAUCAUUAUCCACUGCCGGAAAUGUUGAGAACUCGUUUGGAAGAGGUAAUCUUGCAAAUAAAAAUCCUGCAGUUAGGAAAAGCCAAAGAGUUCCUAGCUGACGUUAUGGAUCCGCCGGAUCUGAAAGCUAUUGAUCUGUCUCUCGAAUUGCUCAGGACGCUCAAUGCCCUCGACCAAUACGAGCAUUUGACACCUUUGGGUUAUCACUUAGCGCAUCUGCCGCUUGAUCCUCGAACAGGAAAGAUGAUUCUCUGGGCGGCGCUGUUUUCCUGCGCCGAGCCGAUAUUCGCCAUCGCGGCCAGUCUCACGUUUAAAGACGCUUUCUACUGUCCAAUGGGAAAAGAGGAGGAAGCCAAUAUGAAGAAAUUGGAGCUUAGCAUGGAGCAAUAUAGCGACCACAUGGCGCUCGCCGAAGCUCUACGGAGAUUCGAGCUGGCGUACCAGCGAGGAGACGCCGGUCGAUUUUGCCGGGAGUACUUUCUCUCUUACAAUACUUUGAAGCUCCUCUCCGAGAUGAAAACCGACUUCGCCCGAUACUUGUACGAGAUGAAGUUUCUGGACAGUAAAAAUCCGAACGAUAUGAACGCUAACAGAAAUUCGAAUAACAUGGCCUUGAUAAAGGCCAUCGUCUGCGCCGGAUUGUAUCCUAAUAUCGCCGUCGUCAGACGAGCUACGAAACAGGGAGUUAUCGGCUGGACGCCGGAGGACGGCACUGUACGUACGCAUCCGUCGAGCGUAAACAACAGGAACGCCAAUUUUCCCAGCCGUUAUUUCACGUAUUUCACGAAGCAACGCUCCACCGCCAUAUUCUUGCACGACACCACGUGCGUGAGCAUACCGAUUUUGUUGUUCGCCAGGCCGAAUAUGUUGAUAAAACGAGAAAAGGGGAAGUGCAUGAUAAGUUUCAUCUUUUCCGAUAAUAUUGCUUGCGAACCAGAUACGGCGGAAGUGAUACAGGAUCUUCACGAAGCUCUGAAUACUUUACUGGAGUACAAGGUGAUGCAUCCGGCAACGGUGUCCUGGUCGUCGGCCGAAGGACAAUUGCUCAAAGCGAUCAUUGAGCUGGUGUCCCAAAAGGACGAAGAGAUAGGCUUUGGCGAUGAUACGGCUAGCAAAAGCUUUGAUAAUUACGAUGAGCCCGAUACCCAUUGACAAUAGCUCUGGUUAAUGUUAUGUUGUGAUCGAAAACUGUCGAUUAAUUUAUUUCUUAUAUCUUAUGAAUUAUGACUUCAUUUUUCUUUUUGCAUUCAUUGUAUUAUAUCAAUUGUCGUUUAGGGAGUUGCGCGAUUUUCUCGUGAUUUUCUGCCCGGAGGUGUAUAAAAUAAUGCACGAAUCGUUAAAAAAUUCACAUCAGCCUAACAACACCUCUCCCCACCGGUGUUAAAUCUUCGCGGCAUACGCUUGUUCGUUAUUAUCGAGUAAACGUACUGUUUAACAUAUAAUGAAAAAAAGUAACUCCAAUAUAAAUGCCGGGCGUAAAUACACGCAAUGUCACAAGAUAAUGACGUGUUAACGUUAAAAUACUUAUUUAUGUGUACAUGUGUCGCAAUCCACUGUAGAACACUAUUGCCUCGUGAUACAUUUAGAGUAACCGUUGAACUGAGUACAAAUAAAAUACAGUUCUCUUUCUAUACA
This is a messenger RNA of Dinoponera quadriceps, 3591 nucleotides long. RefSeq names its product ATP-dependent RNA helicase DHX36. Bases 184 to 3108 code for a protein of 974 amino acids. Gene Ontology annotation, molecular function: DNA helicase activity; G-quadruplex RNA binding; ATP binding. Lineage: Eukaryota; Metazoa; Arthropoda; Insecta; Hymenoptera; Formicidae. The record is from RefSeq and is a predicted model, not a curated record. The transcript has 14 exons. Gene Ontology annotation, cellular component: nucleus; intracellular anatomical structure; cytoplasm.